UCCUAGCGCGUUAUUUUAACAUUUUUAUUGAUUUAUUUUUUACACUUUCAGUCUAUAUCGUAGUUAUAGCUCGCACUGGAUUUUAUCUAAACUUGAAUUAAUUAAUACCCUAAAAAAUCCGCAUUUUCCUCUGUCUUUUUGUUGAGUUGUGCACCGAAUUAAGGAUUGCUAUAGCGGGCUAGCUUGUUGUUAGCUGCGGACAAAUCUGGUGCAGGCAGGUUUUGCACUGCUUCUCUUGUUUGGAAGUCAUUGUUCAUGGGCGGAAAGUUGUAUUUUAUAGGAGGACUGUAAAUAUCUUGCAGCUUUAUUACGGAACUGAAGGAUACGGAUGUACUGCAAUUAUGCAAUACUCUGAAUUCUGCUUGAGCAGCAUUUUGAUUUUAAAUCAGUAGCGUUGGACGACAAGCAUGGUAUUUAGACUUUAAGUCCCCCGAAUGCGUUUUAUCUCAAACCAUCCUAUCUUCUGUAUUGUAAAACGUGUUUUUACCAAUUGCUGGUAACAUUACUGUAUUUAUUGACCAAGAGGCGAACGUGUAUUUAAAUCCACAAACAUGGAUAAGAAAUCAUUUGAUAUCGUCUUGGAUGAGAUAAGAAAGUGUGUCCUGACCGAUCAACGGAUUAAAGCCAUAGAGCAGGUGCAUGGGUAUUUCUCCAGUGAGCAGGUGAUGGAGAUACUGAAAUAUUUCUCAUGGGCCGAGCCACAGGUCAAAGCGGUUAAAGCUCUGCAGCAUAAAAUGGUUGCAAUCACUACAACCAAAGUUUCAAAUGUUCUGAAUUGCUUCACCUUCUCAAAGGACAGACUGAUUGUCCUGGAACUAAUUGCUUUGAACAUUUCAGAUGCUCAAAAUUAUCGCCCAGUGGAGGAUCUGUUUCGCAUACACUUGUCUGAGAAGAAGCGGGCUCGCAGGAUACUGGAGCAAGUAUGUAAGGUUGGCUGCAAGGCUCCUGUAGCCAUGAUCUCCUCCUGUGGUAUGAUCCCAGGAAAUCCAUACCCUAAAGGUAGACCCAGCCUGGUCAGUGGCACAUUCCCUGGGAUUCCUCCAGUCAAGAAAGACGCAGAGAAGAAAGAGGAUACUUUGAACAGUCUCGAGGGGAAAGGAAUUUCCGCUCGAAUCAUUGGACCUUUCAAACCGUUCCCAUCAACCUACAACCCUCAUCGGCCUGUGCCGUACCCGAUACCACCGUGCCGUCCCCACGCCACCAUCGCACCCAGUGCGUACAACAACGCAGGCCUUGUUUCUGUGGGAGGGGUUAUUACACCCAGCGUGGCCCCUCCCCCCUACAACUCCACCCACAAAGUAGCAGGUUACGCCAAACCAGGCAAUCCACAGCACACCACACCUGGGGUCAACAGCGGGCCCCUCCUCAUUCCUCACGGGUCCACCACGCCUUCUACCCCCGUCCCGCCUCAAGCUUCUCCUGCUCAGCCACCUCCAACUACGCCCAUCACACCAGUUUUCCCCGGCAUGGUGCCCUCUCACAACCCCAAUGCCCCGCCUCACUCCCCUGCUCCGUCCCCAUCCGUGAUCAAAGCGGGUCCACAGACCCCCGGUGGCCAUGUUACACCUACACCCUCAUCCGUCAUUAAAACCCACACACCUUCAGGCACCCCUUGUGGAACUCCUGUCCCCGGCAGCGGGGGCUUCGCCACUUCCCCUUUCCACGCCAUCUCCCGACCAGGCACCCCUGCGUCCUCCCGCAGUGGCCCCGACCCUUUAUCGCAGACAAACUCCAUGGGCGCCAAUCAGCAGAGGGGUUUUUCUCAGUCCACAGAUCACCAGUCAGGACCCACCCACCAUGGCAUGCACCCACAAGCGGGUAACCCCUCUGGGUCGGUGAUCCGAAGUUACACCCCCUCUGGACAAUCCACUCCGGUUCUUCCGAGCUGCUCCACCCCGGGUCCAAGUCCCAAACCCUCCCAAGCUCAUCCGGCACAGAUUCAGGCUGCCAUGGCCGCGGCUGGAGCCAAGAACAGACACAGCGGGGGUAGCAACAGUGGCAGUGACAGCCCCGUGUCCUCUGCUUUUAAGGGCACCUCUCGCUCGGGCACACCUUCUUUUGUGGUGCAAGGUUCUGCCCAGGCGGCCCUUGCACGCUCCUUGGGUCUGUCACACCCGGGUUCUCCUCAAGUCUCUCUCUCUAGUCCUGUUGGUGUGGCCGGUUUCCAAGCUCUGUCCUCUAGCCAAGGACCCUCUCAUUAUCCGGGCCUGUCCCCUUUCUCCUCCCUUUCAUCCGCUCUCCCUCCUUCAUCCAUGCCUCCCACGACCAACAUUUCUAACCAUCCACAAAACUCCAUCUACUCGGGCAUGGCCUCUAAUUCUGGCCCCGGUAUGGCCUCCUCUUUCGGUCUGGGCCCCAGCUCCGCCCCCUCUUUAUUCCCAGGCCUUCCGCCUGGCGCUAGCUCCGGUGCUUUCCCAGCAAUGGGGGUUUCAGGAGGGCAUGGCGCCGGUAGCCCCGUGUUGUCUUCAUUCAUGGGCCUGCCAGGGGCCUCUUCGUCUUCAGUCGCGUCGGUGUCACCGCUGCAAACGGCAGCCGCGGCGGCCGCGACCGCGGCCGCAGCUGGUGUUCCGUCAUCGUCCCCAGUUUUACCCGGCUUUGCGUCCGCGUUCAGCUCCAACUUCCAGCCUGGGUUGAGCAGUGGCCUCCAGCCUCCAGGAAGCAGCGGGUUCCCCGGCUUGCUGUCCUUCCCCGGGGUGCCGGGCUUCUCUCCCUCGGCCUCUCCUGCAAACCUCGGUGGCCUCCACAACCCGGACAUGCAGUCUGCCCUGCUGCAGGCUCAUCAAGCAUCUGCGUUGGAGAACUUCCCUCCUCAGCCCAACAGCUUCACCAACUGCCCUCCAGGCCCAGGAAGCCCCUUUCCCCUCCAACCCGGCAUGCACCCCCAGUUGGGUUGGCAGUGAAACCCAACAGCACACUUUUUGAAACAUUGAUUACACUCUCGCGUCGAUUUCCCCCCAUCGUACACCCUGCCCGACCUCUCGGCAGGUGGCGCAAUGUAUUUUUUUGAAGGACGGAGGACAAAUUGAAGCGUUUCAAUAAUGUGUAUGUUACAGCCAGGUUACUUCUACAAGUAACACUUGAAAUAGUGUGUGUGUGUGUGGGGGGAGAUGGCAUAUGUCCUCCUAUUAUUCUUGGUGAACAGUUGUAAAUAUCAGUUGUCAAAGUGGUUAGGUUUUACAAGUAGACCAUGAAUGGUUUAAAAGUGAGCUGGACUUGGCUGUUUUUAAUCAAGUUCAUCAACAUUUGUUAGUGAAUAAUGAAUGAUAGAAAUGUAAAUUGACAAAUGUACAUGAUAUCAUGAAAUGAAUUGACAGUAUCCUCGUGUGGUAUAUUUCAUGCAGUCACAAUGGAAAGGACCUGCGUAUGAUACUGAUUGAUCUUUGUGUUAUGACAUGAAUUCUUUUGGUGGUUUAUGUUAUAUUGUGCUGUGUGACGCAGUCAUAUUUUGAGGGGGGGGAAACAUCAGAAAAUACAGUUUCAGGGGUAGGAGUGUUGUAUACAAAAAAAACUUGCAUUUGUCAGUUCCAUUCAUGUCUGUUGACAUUUUGGUGAACACCCACCUGACUGUCUGUUUACUAUGACUCACAUCGCUUAUGUUUACACAUUUAUUUUUGUUUUGACAGAUGUCACCCAGCUAGUGCUACGAUUACAGUUUUAACCAGAUGUACUGUAUGCAAGUUUAAUUGAUAUAUGGACUUGAGAUAUAAUGUCUAAUAUCCUUCAGUAAGGCUUUGCGACAUAGUGAAAACUGUAAUUUGACCUCAUUUACUGUAAAGCUUAGUACACUCCCGAGACAGUUGAGAGUAAUAGACGCGCUGUUUAAUGCCCUGUGUGUUUUCUUUAUGUCCUUGUUUUGUAUUUGCACCUGUUUUUGUUAUGUUGUCAGUAAACUGCUGGUUGCUGUCGCUGUGUCUCUUUAGUGCCGUGGCUAUAAGGAAAGCCAUUGCUCUUAAAGAGGCGGAACAAACAUCACCUGUUUAUGUGACUUUAAAAAAAUAAAAUAUCAAAUAUG
This is a messenger RNA of Pseudoliparis swirei, 4012 nucleotides long. RefSeq names its product proline and serine rich 1 (gene proser1). The transcript is spliced from 12 exons. Bases 552 to 2900 code for a protein of 782 amino acids. NCBI's taxonomy places the organism in Eukaryota, Metazoa, Chordata, Actinopteri, Perciformes, Liparidae. The record is from RefSeq and is a predicted model, not a curated record.